UUCCUCAUCCUGGAGCUCAGUCGGGGCGGGGUGGGUCUCGACAGUGGCAGCGAUAGUGACAGUGACUGCGCGCGUGUCGGACGGAAAUGUCGAUGUCGGACAGUGGAGCGAGCCGUCUGAGGCGGCAGCUGGAGUCAGGCGGCUUCGAGGCGCGGCUGUAUGUGAAGCAACUCUCUCAGCAGUCAGACGGUGACAGGGACCUCCAGGAGCACCGGCAGCGAAUCCAGGCGCUGGCGGAGGAGACGGCGCAGAACCUGAAGCGCAAUGUGUAUCAGAACUAUCGGCAAUUCAUAGAGACGGCCCGCGAGAUCUCCUAUUUGGAGAGCGAGAUGUAUCAGCUCAGCCAUCUGCUCACAGAACAGAAGAGCAGUCUGGAGAGCAUCCCGCUCACACUGCUUCCCGCCGCCGCUGCUGCCGGAGCCGUCGCGGCCUCUGGUGGGGAGGAGGGGGGAGGAGGGCCGGGGGGCCGAGACCACUUCCGAGGCCAGACUGGCUUUUUCCCCACUCCUGGGGGCGCCUCCCGGGAUAGUUCAGGUCCCGGCGAGGAAGGAAAGCAGCGCACCCUCACCACCCUGCUAGAGAAGGUGGAAGGCUGCAGACAUCUGCUAGAGACGCCGGGACAGUACUUGGUGUACAACGGGGACCUGGUGGAGUACGAGGCGGACCACAUGGCCCAGCUGCAGCGGGUGCAUGGCUUUCUCAUGAAUGACUGUUUGCUGGUAGCCACCUGGCUGCCACAGCGGCGGGGUAUGUAUCGCUAUAACGCUCUCUACCCCCUAGAUGGCCUGGCUGUCGUCAAUGUCAAGGACAACCCACCCAUGAAAGAUAUGUUCAAGCUGCUCAUGUUCCCCGAAAGCCGUAUUUUUCAGGCGGAAAAUGCUAAAAUCAAACGCGAGUGGCUGGAAGUGCUGGAAGAAACCAAGAGGGCCCUCAGUGAGAAAAGACGAAGGGAGCAGGAGGAGGCAGCAGUUCCACGAGGGCCACCCCAAGUGACUUCCAAGUCCAGUAACCCAUUCGAAGAUGAUGAUGAAGAAGAAGAACCAGCUACACCUGAGGUAGAGGAAGAGAAGGUGGACCUCUCAGUGGAAUGGAUCCAGGAGUUACCUGAAGACUUGGAUGUGUGUAUUGCUCAGAGGGACUUUGAAGGGGCAGUAGACCUGCUGGAUAAGUUGAACCAUUACCUGGAGAAUAAGCCCAGUCCACCUCCUGUUAAAGAACUAAGAGCCAAAGUGGAUGAGCGAGUCCGUCAGCUCACUGAGGUAUUAGUUUUUGAACUCUCUCCAGAUCGUUCCCUGAGAGGUGGUCCCAAGGCUACUCGCAGAGCAGUGUCUCAAUUAAUCCGCCUUGGCCAGUGCACUAAGGCUUGUGAGCUAUUUUUAAGAAACAGGGCAGCAGCUGUGCAUACUGCAAUAAGACAGCUUCGUAUUGAGGGUGCCACUUUACUCUAUAUUCAUAAACUAUGCCAUGUCUUCUUUACCAGUCUUCUGGAGACUGCAAGGGAAUUUGAGACAGAUUUUGCAGGCACUGACAGUGGCUGCUAUUCUGCCUUUGUGGUCUGGGCACGGUCAGCCAUGGCCAUGUUUGUGGAUGCUUUUAGCAAGCAGGUGUUUGAUAGUAAAGAGAGCCUCUCUACAGCAGCAGAGUGUGUAAAGGUUGCCAAGGAGCAUUGUCAGCAGCUAGGAGAUAUUGGACUAGACCUCACCUUCAUCAUCCAUGCCCUUCUGGUGAAAGACAUCCAGGGGGCCUUGCACAGUUACAAAGAAAUCAUUAUUGAAGCCACUAAGCAUCGCAACUCUGAGGAGAUGUGGAGGAAGAUGAACUUGAUGACUCCUGAGGCCCUGGGUAAACUCAAAGAAGAGAUGAAGAGUUGUGGGGUGAGUAAUUUUGAGCAGUAUACAGGGGAUGACUGCUGGGUGAACCUCAGCUACACAGUGGUUGCUUUCACCAAACAAACUAUGGGCUUCUUGGAAGAGGCCCUGAAGCUGUAUUUCCCAGAGCUUCACAUGAUACUUUUGGAGAGCCUGGUGGAGAUCAUUUUGGUUGCUCUUCAGCAUGUGGAUUACAGUCUUAGAUGUGAGCAGGAUCCAGAGAAGAAGGCCUUUAUUAGACAGAAUGCAUCCUUUCUGUAUGAAACAGUACUCCCUGUUGUGGAGAAAAGGUUUGAAGAAGGUGUGGGGAAACCUGCCAAGCAACUCCAAGACCUGAGGAACGCAUCCAGACUUAUUCGUGUGAAUCCUGAAAGCACAACAUCAGUGGUCUGAUACAAGGAUCAGUUUAUAUAGAAAGACAUAUAUAUUGCUAUUAUUUAUAUUUAUAUUAGGUUACAUUAGUAUAUUCUUUAUAGUCUCAAAAACAGCUUAAAAUUAAAUGAUGCCCUCUCAGAUAGAUGUGCAAAAUCUAAAGGAGAAAGAAAAAAUACUAAAUUAAGCCAAAAUAACAAAAAUGAUGGAAUUAUUAAACCAUUAUUUCCUUUUAAAUUAUGCUAC
Molecule: messenger RNA, 2486 nt
Organism: Orycteropus afer afer
Lineage: Eukaryota; Metazoa; Chordata; Mammalia; Tubulidentata; Orycteropodidae
Gene: EXOC8
Product: exocyst complex component 8
Biological process (GO): intracellular protein localization; exocytosis; Golgi to plasma membrane transport
Cellular component (GO): exocyst
Source: RefSeq, a predicted model, not a curated record